AUGGAGGCCGAAGAUUUAGUCAAGAGGUGGGAAAGAUUGCAGUUGACAACCGAGGAAAGUAUCCCGUUCCACGUGAAUCCAGAAGGCUCAAAGAAGGAAGAUAGAAUGAGUGAGCACUGUAUUGUGGGUAGAGCAAUGGUGGAAAGGCCUGUUAAUAGUGAGGCCUUCAGGACCACCAUGUCUCAGGUUUGGAGAUUAGACGGCUGGAUUAGAUUCAUUGAGAUAGGGGACCAAAGCUUCAUCAUAGAGUUCCAAAAACUGGAAGACAAAGACAAGGUUCUUGGGGGCAGACCGUGGUUUUUUGAUAGAUGCUUGCUCUCGCUACAAGAGGUAGAUGACACUGUCUCCAUUAACAAAACUCAGUUUAGAUACGAGCCUUUCUGGGUCCAACUUCACAACCUGCCCCUGGCCACCAUGAAUGAGGAAGUAGGAUCACAGUUUGCAGCCUCUAUAGGCCAUGUCAUCAGAGUGGAAACAGAAUCAGAUGGACGUGGAUGGGGGAGAUGCUUAAGGGUAAGGGUGGCAGUGGACAUACUUAAACCCCUGCUAAGGGGCAAAUGGAUGCGCUUUGAGGAGGAAGAGCACUGGAUUUCCUUUAAGUACGAAAGACUACAGAACUUUUGCUUUCACUGUGGUAUCCUCAACCACAAAGGGAAAAACUGCAAUAAGCUAAGGUUUGAGAAUCAAGACGCAGAACAGGCUCCAUUACAGUUUGCAAAGAGGAAAACCAGUUGGCAGCUACUAGAAAUGUUAAAACCCCCACCACCCAUGGCAUGGUUAUGUGCUGGAGACUUUAAUGAAAUUCUGCACCAAGGUGAGAAGCAAGGGGCUGGCAGUAGACCAUAUAAACAGAUUGAAGAGUUCAGAAAGGUAGUGGAGGUCUGUGACUUACGUGACAUUCAUCAUCAGGGCCAUUACUUCACCUGGUCUAACAAUAGAAGGGGAAGACACUUUACCAAAGAAAGAAUAGAUAGGGCCUUGGCCAACAAGGAAUGGCAUGAGCUUUUCAGCAAUGCUAGCUGCACUACUCUAGCAGCCAUUCAGUCUGAUCAUUCCCCACUCAGCAUCCUCUUACAGAAUUCAGCCAAAGUUUAUAGACACGAGGCAAGGUGCUUCAGAUAUGAGGUGGCUUGGGACCUUAAAGAAGAUUGCAAGAAAGUAGUGGAGUACUCGUGGAAGGGAGUUAGUUUGGGAUUGGAAGGGGCCAAUACAGUGAGACAAAGACUGAGUGCUUGCCAAAGAAAUCUCUCUCAAUGGAGCCAAACAGAAAAAACGAUGAAACACAAAGACAUAAACCAAGCAGUGAGGAGAAUAAGGCACCUUCAAGAGAUGGGCACAGGGAAUCACAUAACAGAAAUGCAAGGACUGCAAAAGGGAGUAGAACUGGCAUUGUCCACGGAGGAGAUGAAGUGGAGGCAAAGGGCUAAACAGCACUGGAUGAAAGUGGGGGACAGAAACACUACCUUCUUUCACCUGCAGGCCAGUCAUAGAAGGAAGGCUAACUCUAUAGUCAACCUGGAGGAUCCACAAGGCAGGAUCCUGACUAAGCAGGAAGACAUUGGUAGUGCUUUUACAGGUUACUUUUCUUCUCUUUUUACCACCUCCUCCCCUUCUAAUUAUGAGACUUGUCUGGAUGCUCUGGAAACUAAACUCUCUAAUGAGAUGGAAAAUUGGCUGCUACUCCCAUUCACCCGAGAGGAGAUUUAUACAUCAGUGACUCAAAUGAACCCUUUAGGCUCACCAGGUCCCGAUGGGUUUCCAGCUUCCUUCUACCAAAAACAUUGGGGAGUGGUAGGUGAGGAGGUAUGUUCUUAUGCACUACAAGUACUAAACCAUGGUGGCUCCUGCACUGAUGUCAAUGAUACAUUAAUCUCUCUAAUCCCCAAAGUCAAGAACCCCAUUAAAAUCCCAGAUUUCAGACCCAUCAGCCUGUGUAACGUGCUAUAUAAAAUCAUCUCAAAGACCAUUGCUAAUAGGUUUAAGACCAUUCUCCCCAAACUCAUCUCACUCAAUCAAACUGCUUUUGUCCCGGGUAGGCUAAUAACUGAUAAUGUUUUGGUGGCUUAUGAAACCCUUCACUCCAUGAGCACUAGAAUGAAAGGUAAAAAAGGGUGCUUGGCCCUUAAGCUUGACAUGAGUAAAGCAUAUGAUAGGAUUGAAUGGGGUUUUGUGGAAGCUAUCAUGUCCAAAAUGGGAUUCCCUUUUCAGUGGAUUAGUCUGGUCCAGAGGUGCCUCACAUCCAUUUCUUACUCUAUUCUUGUAAAUGGGAAGCCCCAACAGAACUUUCUCCCCUCAAGAGGCCUUAGGCAAGGUGACCCCUUAUCCCCCUACAUCUUCAUCAUGUGUGCUGAGGCCCUUUCCUCCUUACUGAACCAAGCUGAGCAUAGCAAGGUCAUUACCCCAGUCCAUGUGGGAAGAGGCCCCAUCACUGUCAACCACCUCUUUUUUGCAGAUGACAGCCUUCUCUUCUGUCAAGCAAACCCAAAGGAAGUCUCUAGUCUGCUGGAUAUCUUAUCAGUUUAUGAAAGGGCCUCGGGGCAGGUCCUCAACAGAGACAAGUCUUCAGUGUUUUUCAGCAAAAACACAAAGAGGGACACCAGGGUCCAAAUACAACAGCUGGUAGGUGUCAGGUCAACAGGCUCUUUCGAGAAGUACCUGGGUCUUCCUGUUUGUGUGGGGAGGAAGAAAGUUGCAGCAUUUUGCUCACUGGUUGACAGAACCUGGUCCAGGUUGGAGAGUUGGAAGACUAAGCACCUCUCUGGUGCUGGAAAGGAGGUUCUCCUCAAAGCAGUUCUUCAAGCCAUUCCCACAUACGCUAUGGGGAUCUUCCAACUACCAGCAUCCAUCACGGGUAGACUGAAUCAGCUGCUCAGAAAGCACUGGUGGGGCUAUAAUGAAGACACAUCUAAGAUCCAGUGGGUUAGCUGGAACCAACUCAGCAAUAGCAAGGACCAUGGUGGAUUGGGUUUCAGAGAUUUCAGAAGCUUCAACAUUUCCCUAUUGUCUAAACAAGGCUGGAGAAUACAGCAGAAUCCAAGCUCUCUGGUGGCUAGGAUUUUCAAGCAAAAGUAUUUUGGGCAGAGUGAUUUGCUAGAGGCAAAACUGGGAUCAAGGCCUUCUUUGGCUUGGAGAGGUGUCUAUGCAGGUUUAGAGGUCCUUAGAGAAGGUUUGAUAUGGAGGAUAGGGACUGGCAGUGGGGUCAACAUAUGGACAGACAGGUGGAUACCAUCCCUGCCAAAUCAUAAGGUCUCAACCCCACGGGAACCUGACUGCUGGUGUGACUUGGUCAGUGACCUUAUUGACCCAACUCUCAGAGUGUGGAAGGACUCCCUUUUGGAGGAGUUAUUCUCUCCUCAAGAGAGGGAGGCAAUCAAAGCAAUUCCAAUUAGUCCAGUAGACAGGGAGGACAGGAUGGUUUGGCUACACUCAAGCAAUGGUCAAUUCUCAGUUAAAAGUGGGUACCAUCUGCACAGGGCAAUGGAAGUGAAUGUGGAAGGGGAAUCAUCAUGCAUGGCUCGAGACCAACAAGCCUGGAAGGCAGUUUGGAAAUUUAAAACAUCUCCAGCAGUUAAGAUGUUCAUUUGGAGGGCAUGUAGUGAGGCUCUUCCCACGUUGGCUAAUCUUAAAAGAAGGAGGGUGGUGGAAGACAACCUGUGUUUUAUAUGCAAGCAGGCCCCUGAGACAUCGGGUCACUCAUUAUGGAACUGUGUAGCUUCUCAGGAUGUGUUGAACCAGAGCUGUAGGAAAGUUCAGAAAAUGUCAUACCAAAGCAACCUAUUCUUUGAUGUAUGGUCCCAGUUAGUAGAGGCCCUAGACACCAGGGAACUCGAGGAAGUGGCUGUCAUUCUAAGGGGUAUUUGGAGCAGGAGGAAUGAUAUACUCCAUGGUAGACCAUUCAAGCAUCCCACCAGAGUCUUCCAUCAGGCUUUGGCAGACCACAACCUCUAUAAGGAGUCCUUCCAGGAUGUAGGAAAGGUCGGUGUAAAGACUCAAACCAAGGCCCAAAAAUGGACAAAACCAGAGGAAGACCACUUCAAAGUUAACUGGGAUGUGGCUGUCAGGACAGGGGAAGGUAGGAUUGGCGUAGGAGUCCUAAUCCGUGAUCACACAGGCCAAGUGGUGGGUGCCCUUCGUGCCCAGAGACCAUUUCGGGGGAGACCUUUUGAUGCAGAGGCAUAUGGAGCUCUAAUGGCAGCAAUUUUCAUCAAGGAGCUAGGCCUUAAUAAGGUGUGCUUGGAAGGUGACUCUAAGCAGGUGGUGGACUUGCUUCAAAAAUAUGGUCUGGACUGGAGUAUGGGGGGGUGUUUGGUUCGUGAUGCAAGAGAGAUUUUGAACUCAUGCACUAGCUGGAGCUGCUCACAUGUCCUGCGUGGCCUUAAUGAGGCUGCUCACCAAUUGGCUCAAAUGGCAAUGGGGAGCAUGGUUGAUGUAUAUGACAUUGAACUUUGUCCAGAAUGUAUCAUGUCUGUAGUAACUAAGGAAAUGAAGUAA
This is a messenger RNA of Carya illinoinensis, 4491 nucleotides long. RefSeq lists its product as uncharacterized. NCBI's taxonomy places the organism in Eukaryota, Viridiplantae, Streptophyta, Magnoliopsida, Fagales, Juglandaceae. Gene Ontology annotation, molecular function: RNA-DNA hybrid ribonuclease activity; nucleic acid binding. The record is from RefSeq and is a predicted model, not a curated record. Bases 1 to 4491 code for a protein of 1496 amino acids. The transcript has 2 exons.